Molecule: messenger RNA, 2013 nt
Organism: Cicer arietinum (chickpea)
Lineage: Eukaryota; Viridiplantae; Streptophyta; Magnoliopsida; Fabales; Fabaceae
Product: probable xyloglucan 6-xylosyltransferase 5
Biological process (GO): xyloglucan biosynthetic process
Cellular component (GO): trans-Golgi network; endosome; membrane
Molecular function (GO): hexosyltransferase activity
Source: RefSeq, a predicted model, not a curated record
AAAGUUCACAUUAACAUAAACAUAAGUUAUUAGUAGUAUUCAAAGACCACCCAAUAGAUACACGUUUUGCUGCUGUUUCCCACUGUACAGUUCCUAAACCCAGCAUGUAAAAAGUACACAAAACUCCUAUCUUCUUCUUUCCUUCCAAAAAAAUCCAAUAAACCAGAUUUAUUGUGUCGUGUUCAAUUCAAAAUUUACUUUGGUUGGUUAAUACUAAUACCAAUCAAAAUUUCAGAGACACAUCUCUGAGCGAGGCACAGAAAAAUGGGUAGAGAGAAUGUUUCAUUUCACAAAAGAAGCAGCAGCGUGGGUUUACCAACAACAAACUCCAACAACAAAAACCGCCGCGGCCGUCAGAUCCAGAAGACAUUCAACAACGUUAAAAUCACCAUCCUCUGCGGCUUCAUUACCAUCCUCGUCCUACGUGGCACCAUCGGCAUUAACCUCAGUUCCUCCGACUCCGACUCCGUCAACCAAAACGUUAUCGAAGAAACUAACCGUAUCCUCGCCGAGAUCCGAUCCGACGCCGACCCUUCCGAUCCCGACGACAAAGACGGCACCUUUUUCAACCCCAACGCCACUUUCACACUCGGCCCUAAAAUCACCAACUGGGAUUCUCAACGAAAAUCAUGGCUCAAUCAAAACCCUGAAUACCCUAAUUUCAUUGGAGGUAAAGCUCGAAUUUUGCUCCUCACUGGGUCUCCCCCUAAACCCUGUGAUAACCCCAUUGGGGAUCAUUAUUUGUUGAAGUCAAUUAAGAACAAAAUUGAUUAUUGUAGAUUACAUGGGAUUGAAAUUGUUUAUAAUUUGGCUCAUCUUGAUAUUGAACUUGCUGGUUAUUGGGCUAAAUUGCCUAUGAUUAGGAGGUUGAUGUUGUCACACCCUGAGGUUGAGUGGAUUUGGUGGAUGGAUAGUGAUGCAUUUUUCACUGACAUGGUUUUUGAACUUCCUUUGUCUAAGUAUGAUGACUAUAAUAUGGUUAUUCACGGUUACCCUGAUUUGUUGUUUGAUCAAAAGUCUUGGAUUGCUAUCAAUACUGGUAGUUUUCUUUUUAGGAAUUGUCAGUGGUCUUUGGAUUUGCUUGAUGAGUGGGCUCCUAUGGGUCCUAAAGGUCCUGUUCGCGAGGAGGCCGGGAAGGUCUUGACUGCUAAUCUUAAGGGUAGGCCGGCUUUCGAAGCUGAUGAUCAGUCUGCAUUGAUUUAUUUGUUGCUGUCCAAGAAGGAAAAGUGGAUGGGUAAGGUGUUUCUUGAGAAUUCUUACUAUUUGCAUGGUUACUGGGCUGGGUUGGUUGAUCGGUAUGAGGAGAUGAUUGAGAAGUAUCAUCCGGGAUUAGGGGACGAGAGAUGGCCGUUUGUGACUCAUUUUGUCGGUUGUAAACCGUGUGGAAGCUAUGGAGAUUAUCCUGUUGAGAGAUGUCUUAGUAGCAUGGAGAGGGCUUUCAAUUUUGCUGAUAAUCAGGUGCUCAAACUCUACGGGUUCAGGCAUCGCGGUCUGUUGAGUCCUAAGAUUAAGAGAAUCAGAAAUGAGACGGUUACUCCAUUGGAGUUCGUUGACCAGUUUGAUAUUCGAAGGCAUUCUACAGAAAGAAGUGAAUCAAAAAGCUAGUGAGAAUAAGUAGUUAAAUUGGUGAUUAUUGUAGACAGUGAUGGAUUAGAAGUGGAGUUUGAUUUUGUGACAGUUCACAUGUAACUUCAGCUUGUUUAGUUAUCUUGGUUACUUGUUUGAAAUGUUAGGAUAUAAUUCUUUCAUAAGUUUCUGCUGUAUACUGAGCUUCCACUGUAUUUUUUCCAUUUGGGGCAUGAGUUCAACUUAAUAUACUUCCAUUCCCUACUAGGUAACAACUGGUUUCUGCGUCUGUGUAUUUGGCCUGCAGAUCUCAAAUGUGUGUUUCCAAAUUCCAAGAAAAGACUAAGAAACGAAAAGGUGUCAUUUUCAACGAAGACGGUGUUUAAGAGUUACCUCGAAUUAUAGUUUGAAGUAAACUUUGGAUAUUGAAAUACUCCAUUUGUCUCA